AUGAAGUCCCUUGGUUCAUCGGUCACUGACAGCUCUCCUGCUUUCACCCCUGCCAUGGCUGCACCCAGAGGUCGAAUCCCAAAUGCCGACUGGCUGCAAUACAAGUCUGCUAUUCGGCAGAUGAUCCUUACGGAAAAAGUCUCUCUUGUCGAUGCGAGGCAUAGGCUCGAAGAGAACGGCUUCGCUGUAACGAAAGCUCAGCUUGAGUACAGACUCAAGAAGUGGGGAUUCCGUAAGAGAGUUCCCAAGAACAGAAGUGCCGAUAUUUGGAGAUAUGUUGGCUCUCAAAUAGCCAGCAGAAAACGCCAAGGAAAUAUCAAAGGGGCCAUGCUCAACGGGCAAAGGCAGAAAGUCGACAAGGUCACUAAAGAUAUACGGCGACAUGAGCUAGUUACGCUGCUGCAGUCCAUAACAGCGCCUUUGAUGGCCUCGAUCCCAUUGUACUGGACAGACGACCUCGUCGACAAGCAAUACCGGGUCGUUUAG
Molecule: messenger RNA, 486 nt
Organism: Colletotrichum higginsianum IMI 349063
Lineage: Eukaryota; Fungi; Ascomycota; Sordariomycetes; Glomerellales; Glomerellaceae
Product: Ankyrin repeat containing protein
Exons: 3
Coding region: 1-486 (161 amino acids)
Source: RefSeq, a predicted model, not a curated record